AUGUUCCGAUAUCCUCCAGAAAUUACCUCAGUGCUGGCGCCGUUGGUGGUCGUGCAGGGUUUAGGGGAGGAGGGCACUCUGUUCAAACAGGCCAGCGUCCCGGAGUUCCCCGAAGACAAGCAGAUACGGCUGCAUGACGCAGACUCUCCAGAUAGUCCGCUGAGCAGGCUGUUCUCCGAUCCCGACACUGUUGAGCGCAGAUUGCCGAGCGUGCAGGUUGCUUCCGGGCUGGAACUGGCGCACGUGCUAAAAGACCACUCUCUCGAGUCCGAGUACUGGUACAAAGACUAUGAGAAAAAGCAUCUGUCGUUCAGGUUUAAAUUCGCGGGAUCGACGUUCCGGCUGCCCAAACACGCCGAACGCGCCGACGACGACCGCAGCGUCUCGUCCGACGGGUCUGCGAGCGCGUCGCCGAUCUCGCCAAUCAACCCAGACUCGCCUUGCUACAGAUCAAUUCUGCCCCUGGAAUGGAUCCAGAAAUAUAGAGAGCUGCUGCCGUCUGUAUUUAUUGCCGUGCACGAGCUGGACGCCGGGUCGGACGAAAACGACAAGACGCUGGCAUUGGAGCUCAAUGAUACCCGUGAGAAGCUGGCCAAGCACGGAAUCAAGUUUGUCUGUGUGCUGCUCUGCUCGUCUCCAAGCACCCCGGAGCUGGAGGAAAGAGUGGCCACUCUGCGCAGAACAACGAGCCUGCCGUCGAAAACGGGCAUUCUCGUGCUCCCGGCGGGCAGCCAGAAGGAGCUGGAGUCAUUUGCUGGCGUACUGAUGGCGCUGAUCCGGCCCUGGUGCACCGAAUACUACGCUGUGCGGGAAAAAAAGAUCAAGAGACAGCAGCUUAUGGACGCCUCGUACAGCGAAAAAUUCUGGCUUGCGAGACAGGCACUGAAGAGUGCAGUUCUAGGCGAGCUGAAAGGCGUCACCGAACACAGCACGAAGCUGAUGGAGUACUCGUACGAGAAGCUCAUUGACGUGAUCCGCAGCAUAAGUCGUGAAACUCAGCCCGAAAGAUGGCACGAAUGUCGUUUGUUGCUGGAUUUUGCCGGCAUACACAUCACACGCGGGUACCUUGUGCUGGGGAAUGCCAACAUGGCAUACAAGAAGUUCGACAUCCAUCUGCAGAACAUUCUGUCCGUGCUGCCGUCUCGCUCUUUGAAAUCGUACCCUGUGAUUUCGUGGCUCGCUCUGCAGCUGACCUGGCUCGCGCAACUGGUCGAGAAGUGUCCCGAAUCGAUUGUUUCCGUUGAGCGGCCUUUCCAGCAGCACUCAUCGUCCAAAUGGUUUGGCACUUCCGUCGACGGGCUGCCCAUGCCGCACGGAGGAUACAUUUACUUGCAGGCGUGCUCUUUGGUCCACAGACGUGAGAUUCAGGCGGCCAGCGGCGCCGACGUCUACGACACGUACAUGGCGCUGAGUCCAGACGAGGAAAAGCAGUUUGAUUACCACGGGACGCGCGUCCGGCUGCUGUCGCGCGCACUGGAGUUGUUCACGAGAGCGAAAAAGACAAAAUUCAACAGAAGCGAGUCGUACGUCUACUUCCAGCUGGGAGAGGAGUACUUUGGUAUGGAGAACUACUCGAUGGCGGCAAACAACUUCCUAGUGGCUCUUUCUGCGUUUAAGAACGAAAAAUGGAACCAGAUCGCGGCCAUGAUUUUGUUUCGGCUGUUCCAAUGCUCUGUGAAGCUGGAAAAUUAUAAGGACGCACAAAUUCGCCGGCUGCAGCUUUGCACGCUGGAAGACCGGUUUGUGGCGCGGUACCAAGACGACCUCGGGCAGGAAAUGCCGGUCGACGAGCCUGUUGUGCUGAAGGAACCGCUAUUCGAUGGUCAUCUGGUUUUCAAACACCCGUCCGUCUCGCUGCACGAAAAAGUGCACUUUCAGCUGUAUCUGCGCCCGCUGGUGAACAGCCUGAUGGCAGAGCUUGUUGCCGAGCGCGUGGAGGUCGUCUUUGCUGGCGGGGAGUUCCGUGUUGUCGUUGAGAACGAGACCGGGCCGAACACACCGCUCUGUAUAGUAACGGACGGCCGUGCAAAUCUCGACUUUUCACGCAAGCAGGCCAAAGUGCUGCAAUUUGAGCUGCAACCAGACAAAAUCGGCAAGUUCACGGUUGACAGUGUGCGCCUGGUGCUGCGUUCUGGUUCGCUUUCGUUUGAGAACCAGCUGGUGUCGGUGUGCCGGUCGCCAGACCGGCUAAAAUGGUACAGGCCGUCUAGCUCGAAAUUCAACAAGCCGUUCGAGUGCGAAAUCGUCAACGGGGCGCAGAACGGGUUCGAGGUGAUCCCGAAACCGCCCGAGGUCGAUUUCCGCGUCAGCCACGCCAGCAUCGCAUAUAAGGGAGAAAAGGUGCCGAUCACAGUGCACAUCGGCAACCAGGACGAAAACAGCUUUGGUCUGCGACUCCACGCCACAGGCAAACUGGCCACGACGUCUCUGAAGGUCACGUGGGCCGACGAAGCAGACCACAGCGCCAGCUACCGUGUGUCUGACGCUCUUAGACCACAUGACUCCGCAGACGUCGAGCUGUUCGCGCAUCUUCCGCUGGCAGAGACGGACGGCGACACGGUGAGAAUCGACCUCCAGGUGGACUAUCUCAUCGACAACAACGACAACACUGUGGUGCGCAAGACCAAGCCUGUGCAGAUCCCGGUCGUCGACCUGUUCAAGACCAGCUUCAGGCUCUAUCCGUCGCUGUCGUCGCAUAUUCCGUCACUCUUCGAUGUGAGCGCGGCGGAAAUCGUUGCUGUGCCGUCGCACGACCGCUGUUGGCGCUCGAAGCUGGCUAUUGAAAACGUCUCUGCCGAGGACGUGGCCAUUUCGAACGUUUCCGUGGAGAUCAAUAAAACAACGCCGGAAACGGUCGUGGAGACGACUCUGACGGACUUCCCGGUGUCGCAGCUGGGCGCAAAAAGCACCGGCGACGGCUGGUUCGAGUUCCGGUGCCGGUGCGCGGACGGCGUAUUCAAGCGGUCGAUGGGGCUCGAGCUGUACCUGUCCUUUGAGUACGUUUUGCAGGGGCGGCCGCAAAGCCUGACAAACCGGUACAGAGCCCUCCUUUGGAAGGGCACGCUGCCGCACAUGGACCCGCGCACGCUGGUCAGCGUCGACUACGCGGCAGACGCGCUGCACGUGACGUACGUUAUUGAAAACCCGACGUCGCGCAUUUUCCAGUUCAGCACGACGCUGUCGACGAGCGAGAACUUCAAAAUCAGAAACUACAGAAACCAGCACAACUUCUCGGUGCUGCCGUUCAUGAAGCAGGUCCUGCGGCUGGAGUACGAGCAGCUGGCCGGCGAGGAGUGGACCAAACUGCCAGAGUUCCGCAUCUACGACCUCAACUACAAGAUCUACCUAAACGCGCAGCCAACGAGCGACCGGUUGCAGUCGCGCACCGACGGUGUGUACGUGCGCAAGUAG
Messenger RNA from Ogataea haglerorum, 3411 nucleotides. RefSeq lists its product as uncharacterized. Lineage: Eukaryota; Fungi; Ascomycota; Pichiomycetes; Pichiales; Pichiaceae. The record is from RefSeq and is a predicted model, not a curated record. Gene Ontology annotation, molecular function: protein binding. The coding region runs from base 1 to 3411 and encodes 1136 amino acids. The transcript has a single exon.